Molecule: messenger RNA, 1074 nt
Organism: Penicillium malachiteum
Lineage: Eukaryota; Fungi; Ascomycota; Eurotiomycetes; Eurotiales; Aspergillaceae
Product: RING-H2 finger protein
Exons: 3
Coding region: 1-1074 (357 amino acids)
Source: RefSeq, a predicted model, not a curated record
AUGUCGCGCACAUCUCCUCCUGAUUCAAAGGCAACAAUUGCUUCGAUAUUUGCGGGUCCGGAAAACGUGACUCGUUAUGGUGACGUUUCAGAGUUUGGUUAUCGUAUUGUCGCAUUGGCUCCUUGGGUGUCGCCCGAAUGUACUCAAUCCUUUUUGGCUGCUGCGAGAGAGCUUGAAACGGCGGCUGUCAUAUUCUUUGAACCAAAGAGUAAUGAUACAGGACUACCGCCGUCACCUAAUGCAGAUCGUUGGGACCUAAAUGAUCAAGGCAGAUGGAGGUUGGAUAAUGGUUAUCCUGUGUAUGCGGUUCCAGGCCCCGCCGGCGUAACGUUGAUAAAUGAACUCUCCUGGUUCCCAUCUCCUUCCUCCUUCCCCGACUCACCAUCCCAUCAAAAUUCCACAUCCCCAUUAUCAACAGACGUGUCCUCGAGUCUGAAUUCAAGACUAUUCAUCAUGGCUGACACCGGAAGCAGCUUUCCUGACCAGGGUCUCUCUUUCAACAAGACGCUGGGCAUCAUGAUCAGCCUGUUCUUCCUCCUCGCAAUCUUCGUUACCCUCCUUGUCAUCUGGUUCGCGAAAGGGCGUCCGCGUUCCCUGAACGCUUUUUGGCGUCAGCUUGUUGGACCAACUGUUCCUCUGCCCACUACUCCUCAUGCCACCCCUCGUCCUCGUGCCACCCCCCAGAACGAAGUUGACAUCGAGCACUUGGCACUGAACCAGGUCAAAGUGCCACGCCACGUUGUCGAAGCAAUGCCAACGUUCAUCUAUCGACAGGACCAGACCAUGGCACCAUCGAUCAGCCGAGUGACGGGCAUAACAAUGCCCAAAGCUGCUCUCAUCAAGCCUGGCCAUCAUGGCAAUGUUUCAUUGUCAAAUGCGGGUUCCAAAUGGUCACGUGAAGGUGGCCACAUCGAAGAUCAAGACCAGUGCAGCAUUUGUCUCGAGCACUUCGUCCCCGGAGAGACGACUGUCCGCCAGCUGCCAUGCAGACACAUCUUCAACCCGGGGUGCAUCGACCAAUACUUGAUGCACCGAAGCAGCCUGUGCCCGCUGUGCCGUCAGCGCGUGCACUGA